AUGGCCUCCGUUCGUUCCUUAGGCCUCCACGAACCAUCGGCCUUACCUUUUCUUGUCGCAGAGGACCUCCUGCCUCCUGAUCCAUCAGAGAAUCAAUACGAAUGGCGUACAACGGUCGAUGAAGGUCCGGAUGGGCCCGUGGAUGAUGAACUUGUCUGGACUACAAGCUGUGUCGUUUGGUCUCGAGCGGGAGUCGUGAAGAGGGUGUUCCGGUUGGAUAUCGAACGAGAGGAGAUCAAACAUGCUCUCUUCACAAGAUUCUCCGUCGAGAAGGCCACUGAGUCAGAUGGACGACCUAUACAGGCGCAGGGCUUCAAUGGUAACUCAGGCAGCGAGCCUGGCCAGAGUCGUGGUCCGCAGAGCCAACCAUCACAGCAUUUCCCGGGGACGUUGCCGAGUCUGCACGAUCGACCUGUUCAAGGAUCGCAGGCUGUUGAGACUGGGGAUAGCUCAAGAGCCUUGGUUGUGGUACUCAAAUCACAGGCCCACAUCUUCUUUCUAAACGGCAAUAGCCAUGUCAUUCCCCUGCCUUUCGAGGUUGAUUCGGUGUUUGCAACCCCUCGAGGUCUUCUCUUUCAGAGGAAAAUACAAGAGGAAGAUACUAGUAUUUACCCUAUGGCGCCUCCAAAUUCAUUCAUCUCAUCAUUUCCUACCACCGACUUCCGCGCUUCUCAAUCCCUGGAUCGGCCCUCUGGCCAAGCCCAACGACCAUCAUUGACCAUUUCUCCUGCUCAGAACACUGCUUUGAACUCCCGAGCUACUAAGAAUGCGAAUCUACCCCGGGUGUUCUCUCUCAUGGACCCGCACUCUGAAAUGGGCCUGGUUGUGACCAAACAGUCCUCACGUUGGUUACAGAGUAGUAUCAACGGCAAACCCUCUGGCCUGGAUGUCCUUGAUCCUGCCGAUGAAAUCGUAUACGUUUCUCCAAAUAAUGAACUAUUGGGAUCUAGCCGGACUCUGAGUAAGAAUCCGUUGAUCCUCGUGGUAACCGUCAACAUGAAUACUGGGCUGUACACUCUCUGGACGGCACGAUAUAGAGAAGACGAGACUGGUCCUUCCUUGAAGAAACAACGGAGGCGAGACACAGGGGGCACGCGAUCCAAACGUCGUAGUUCGCAUUUCAGCAUGGCGACAGGAGCGACCACGCCUGCUGCACGCCCGUCCGCGGCCAGGGAAAGCUUCGGUCCCCGAGGCGACAACUGGAACGUGUCGGGCUUCUCCCACUCCCAGUACUCCGUCGACAGCAGGCCGGAUGAUGAUGACCUCGCAUCAAGGUUGGGCCAGGACUUCGGCGAUCUCGGUGUACCGUCUAAGACAUCACGGCGAGUGAGUUCCAUGCUCGCUCGCGCUGAUCUUGCGACCAGUCAGGAUAGAAUAGCAUUCUCGGAUCUCGCUACAGGGAGUCAAACAGGCACCGUGCCUCAUGGAGGUUUGCGUCAAUCCAUUGGCGGUACCAGCACUCGUGGGAGUUUUGGAUUUAAUCCGCGUGGUUCGCUGCCACCGGGAACCGGCUCCGUAUACAGCACCGCAAGCAGUUUCGUCGAUGCACCGGUUGACCGUCUACUCGAAGAACUGAACGACGAUAGUCUAUUUGAAGGGUUUGGCAAUAUGGAACUCAAGGAGACGACGUCUGGGCUGCCGGAAGAGGUUUUGCUUUCGAAAGUAGAAAGCUUCUCGACCAGGUUUUCUGGUACAUUCCAGACUCCUGUCAGGUCGCCUUCCCGAAGAGUGAAAAUCAUCACUCUGUCUCCCUCGGAAUGUGGAAUCACGCAGAACGGAAAUUCGGCUGCUCUGGCUGUUUACCUUUUGGACCAGGACGCAAAAUCGAUGACUGUUGUGAAUCUACGCGCUGACAGGGUAGCACUGCCGAAGAAAGAUGCAGUGACUGCCAAGAAACUGCGAAAGGAGGCCUCUUCUGAGGAGCGUUCUUUGCUCGUCCAGGCGACGGGCAUACAUCACUUCACUGAUAUUCGAGACGCCUGCAGAGUUGUUGAUGGUCAGACUUCACGCAUCUUGACACUUGGAGCAGCACACGCCGAUCAAAACGAAUUGUACCUGCAAAGUCCAUGGAGCAACCCUAUCAGAGUCGACAUUCCCCACAAUCUAAUGCUAUAUGAGAGAUAUGGCGUGUCCUCCAGCGCAUCCUCUAAUCGCCCACGAGAAAGUGGUAUGAAUCGUAUAAUGACUGAUGGCCCGGUAUCAAUAUCUGGUCUUGACCAUCCGUCUGUUCGAGGAAAAUUCGACGUGAUCGACGCCACGAAUAGACGGCACAAGCUACAGAUACAGAUGGAGCCUAGCAAUGAGCUUGUUAAGAACGUCAUUCGAAUCUGUAAAUUUGUUUUGCGUGACUUUGAGAAAGCUGGCGAUGGUAUAUUGGCUGGUUGGUGGGAAACCGUCAAGUGGCUUCGCGCGAGAGACACUGGCGAGACUGACCUCGAAUGGACUGCAAUGACAAUCGUGUUGUUCGCAAUGGCAUUGCAGUUUAUUGACAGUGAUCAAACUGCCGUCAAACAAGCACGGAGAAAGAAGGGUCUCCUUAGGUCCAGCAGUGGAAGCUAUGUCGACCUUGAGAGCUGGGAAUCGAUGUUGGACAAGGAAUCAAGCUCUUCUGGCGUUGUAGCGCCUUGGAUGGCCAGCAGUUCUUGGGGAUGGAUCCUCGAGCAAGAUGCAGAACAAGAUGCUGUCAAGUCUCAGGCAAGGAACGCUCGAAAGAGUGACCAGCAGGUUUCUAAGGGAUCAACCUUUCGAACAAACACGUAUUUGGUCCGAUGCAUAGCUCUGGCCCGAGAAUUUCUGCGAACUCCUCGGGGUAACACGACGAUCGGACCAAACGGUCAUCUUCCUAUUGCGCUCUCCUGCAAUGAUACUCUCCGGCGGACCGCCCUGUGUACGAUUGUAGUAGGCUUACACCUGUUUCGGGAGGAACAGAAGCUUUCAAUCUGUGAUGCCGAGCAUGAACGUAAACCUUUGGGUCUCCUUGCGCCCGUUCUGGCCCAAAUCGGCGGCUGGCUCGGAUGGACGUCCUGGACAUGGGCAGACGACGCGUACUACGGCUCUGAGAUGGCGAGUAUGGAACGGUGGCAGUUUGAAGCUUCUCGCAUCUCGAUGAUGGAUAUUCCUCCAGAGCCCUUUGCGCCUCCUUCGAUCUUCGCUCACCUGGAGACUGCAUGGGGGCAGCGCUCCUCGCCGUUCUUAACACUUCUCGACCUCGUCAGCACAUCGGAGAGCACUCCACGCAAUGGGAAAUUAUGGCAGGAAUGUUUUAGGCUCACUCCGAGGACACUGGCUCUGAAUGGGCUCCUCUCCGAAAUACACGACAUCUCGUCCUCGUUUGACAAGGUCAAGCUCCUUCACCGUUGGGGGCUUACCAGGAACGUCGUCGAGACCUUCCCAGAAGGCGUCAGUACGCCGCUGUAUGAAGCGAUCAUGCGUACACAGACCCAGGCCUCGGCGUCCUGGAAUGCGAAUCUUUUGGAACUUGUCGAUCGAGAGGAUCUGAGCAUGUCCAUGAAUACGGAUACACCAUGUCCACCUUCGGUACCUCCUCAAUCCGCCCUAUCGCAUGAUGCAGUGCGCGACUUCCAUCACAUCGGUGCCUCGGCCCUCGAAAUUGACACAAUCAACUCCUUUGAGGCUUCCGCAGAGGCAGAUCGGUUCUCUAUAACACGGUUGAUUUUCAGAGACGACAAACGCUUCAUAGAAGCGGCCAAACUGCUCAACCAAUCCAAAGCUCCCGUGGCAGAGUGCAUUCCAGAGCCCGACUGGACCGAUUCAGACUUACUUGAGGCGCAGAAGGAGGUGGUGCAACUCGUCACCCUUCGGACCUUGUCGAUCCCUGCCGGCCGAGCCAUGCUUGCUUUCAGCGGCCGCUUGCCUCUAUUGACAGAGAAGCUUCCAAUUCCGUCAUUUUCGCUGCAGUGCGUUAUGAAGCCGUCAAACGUGACAGUCAGCGCCGAAAGAGCAUCCUUCAGCGAGGAAAAGGUGUGCUGGGCCUUUUUUCACAACGGCGUCUCCACUGGGCUCGCUAUCUCCAAGAAGUCAAAGGGGAUCGACACGUCAUGGAUCCUUUUCAAUAAGCCACAGGAGCUGACCAACCGACAUGCGGGCUUCUUGCUGGCCUUGGGUCUCAAUGGACACCUCAAAUCGCUGGCCAAGUGGGUAGCUUUCAAGUAUUUGACCCCUAAGCACACCAUGACAUCGAUCGGUCUCUUACUCGGGCUCUCGGCGUCUUAUUUGGGCACAAUGGACACCCUUAUUACACGGUUGCUGUCGGUACACGUUACACGAAUGCUGCCCCUUGGGGCCGCCGAACUCAACCUAUCACCGCUUACGCAGACCGCUGGCAUCAUGGGAAUCGGCCUGCUCUACUGUAACUCUCAGCAUCGAAGGAUGAGCGAGGUGAUGUUGUCUGAAAUCGAAAACGCGGAACAAGAGGAGAGCUCGCCGUCGCAUGAGGAUCUGCGUGAUGAAGGCUACCGGCUGGCGGCCGGGUUCGCCCUUGGCUUCAUCAACCUGGGCAGAGGCAAAGACCUGAGAGGCAUGCGGGAUAUGCAUAUUGUGGAAAGGCUCUUGGCCAUCGCGGUAGGCACGAAGACUGUUCACUUGGCUCAUGUGCUCGAUCGAGCCACCGCUGGUGCUACCGUUGCCCUUACGAUCAUUUUCAUGAAGACAAACGAUGAGGUUCUGGCGCGAAAGAUUGACAUCCCCGAUACCACUGUCCGUUUUGACUAUGUACGACCGGACCUCUUCCUCCUACGAACGCUGGCUCGACAUGUUAUCAUGUGGGAUAGCAUACGGCCCAGCUAUGAUUGGAUUAUCGAGAGUCUCCCUAAAAUUUAUCGACGUCGAUAUCGGCUCACAGGCGUCAGCCGACUGAAGAGUGAGGACAUGCCCUUCUUCAACAUUAUUGCUGGGCUCUGCUUCGCUCUUGGUCUGCGCUUUGCGGGCUCUGCCCAGCCAGCUGUUCGUGACCUGCUUAUCUCCUACCUGGACCAAUUCAUCCGAAUUUGCAGACUCCCAGCGGUGAAUUAUGACGGGCGACUCACCAGGAAUUCGGUCCGAAACUGUCAGGACAUCGUUGCACUCUCCGCGGCGACUGUAAUGGCCGGAACGGGAGACAUAGCACUGUUUCGACGAUUGCGAUCGCUGCACGGCCGCGUGGAUGCAGACACGCCGUAUGGAAGUCACAUGGCCGCGCACAUGGCCAUCGGGCUGCUCUUCCUGGGCGGAGGCAGUUAUACGGUUGGCACCUCCGACCUGGCGAUCGCCUCGCUGAUCUGCUCACUGUAUCCCAUCUUCCCGACGACGGUGCUAGACAACAAAUGCCACCUCCAGGCGUUCCGGCACUUGUGGGUUCUGGCUGCCGAGCCGCGCUGUCUUGUGCCCCGGGACAUCGAUUCUCGCCGCCCGGUCCAUCUCCCGAUCACCGUAACGAGUACAAGCGGGCAGAGACAGACCGUGACCGCGCCCUGUCUCCUGCCAGACCUGGAAAGCAUCGCGAAAGUGGAAAUCCGCAGCGCCGACUACUGGCCCCUUGUCCUGGACUUCACGCAGAACAAGCGGCUGUACGACAAGUUCCGGCACGGGGACCAGUCCGUCUAUCUGCGGCGCAAGGCGACGUACUACCCCACCGGAUCCUCCGUGUUCGUGGCGACGCUGUCCGGCCUCAGCGAGGCGCAAGACGUGCUCCCGUCAUCCGCGGCCACUGCCAACCCGGGCCGGCGACUCCUCCCCGCGGCGCCGCCCAAGGCCGUCGCGCUGCUCGCGUCGGGCUCCAAGCUCGUCCAUCGCGCGGCGCCGUCACAGAGCAUGUGGGACUGGAUCUUCAACCUCGACUCCCUGCGAGGGCUCGACAUCCACGAGAGAUCGCUGGUGCUGCCCGCCUCGUUCCCCGCACGCGUUCGGAGCAUAGGGGCGAGUGGUGGGCCGGGGGAUGCGCCGUGGCUGCGCGUCUCGGCCGUGGACAGCAAAUUGGUGAUCGAGAGCAGCGUGCAGCAUGUGCUCCGCGCGGCUGGCGGGCGGGGCGCGGACGCCGACGAGGUCCGCGAUCGCCUCUGGCAGCUGCGGCUGUUGUACAGCUGGCUUGACCAUGUCCGAGCGGGGGAGGAGACGGAGGCGAACGGCGACGGCGAGGCUGCAUCGUCCAAGGGGUUAUGGCUGCGGCGGGACUUUUUGGAAGAAACCCGGUGGAAGAUUUGGGGGGUGCAGAUGGGGGGAGGAUCCUGA
Molecule: messenger RNA, 6225 nt
Organism: Aspergillus viridinutans
Lineage: Eukaryota; Fungi; Ascomycota; Eurotiomycetes; Eurotiales; Aspergillaceae
Product: anaphase promoting complex subunit 1
Exons: 1
Coding region: 1-6225 (2074 amino acids)
Biological process (GO): anaphase-promoting complex-dependent catabolic process; metaphase/anaphase transition of mitotic cell cycle; protein K11-linked ubiquitination
Cellular component (GO): anaphase-promoting complex
Molecular function (GO): molecular adaptor activity
Source: RefSeq, a predicted model, not a curated record